Culicoides brevitarsis is the source of this 745-nucleotide messenger RNA. RefSeq names its product prefoldin subunit 3 (gene mgr). The transcript is spliced from 3 exons. Gene Ontology annotation, biological process: protein folding; microtubule-based process; tubulin complex assembly. Bases 89 to 646 code for a protein of 185 amino acids. The record is from RefSeq and is a predicted model, not a curated record. Gene Ontology annotation, cellular component: cytoplasm; prefoldin complex. Lineage: Eukaryota; Metazoa; Arthropoda; Insecta; Diptera; Ceratopogonidae. Gene Ontology annotation, molecular function: tubulin binding.
CCCUUACUCUCAUUGAUAAACCACUUAGCUUUCGAGUACCUAAAGAAAAUAGUAUCUUGAAGAUAAAUAUUGUUAAUAAUUAUUUAAAAUGGCUGAAGAUGUACCAAAGUUAUUAGAAAAUCAAAAAUCUUUUGCCGGAAUACCGGAAUGCAAAUUUGUGGAAGAUGUUGAUGCAUUUAUGGCUCAAACAGAUAACCAGAACAAUGUGGAGUCAGUUUUAAAGCAACUUGACGAGCAACAUAGCAAAUACAAGUUCAUGGAAUACAAUAUUUUGGCCAGAAAACGACGUCUCCGUACACAAAUACCAGAUUUGACCAAAUCAUUAGACAUGAUAAAGAUUUUGAAACAACAAAAUGAUACAUUAGAUACUCAAACUCUUUUGAGUGAGCAAGUAUUUGUUAAGGCAAGUGUUCCACCCACAAAAACUGUUUGUCUUUGGUUAGGAGCAAACGUGAUGUUGGAGUAUGAUUUGAAUGAAGCAGAAAAACUAUUGAAACAAAAUAUUACCGCGGCAGUUGAAAAUUUAAAAUGCUUGGAAUAUGACCAAGAGUUCUUACGGGAUCAAUUAACUACUACUGAAGUCAAUAUGGCCCGUGUUUAUAAUUGGGAUGUAAAACGAAGAGAAUCUCAAGGAAAGAUGCAUUAAAAUAAACAUGUACUAGCUACAUCAUGUUUUUUUAUAUUUCUUGCUGAUUUUAACUUCUUAAAUUAGCUAGAAAUAAAUUCUUAAUUACUUGCAGAAAAA